This is a messenger RNA of Grosmannia clavigera kw1407, 1557 nucleotides long. RefSeq names its product hsp90 co-chaperone cdc37. Gene Ontology annotation, cellular component: cytoplasm. NCBI's taxonomy places the organism in Eukaryota, Fungi, Ascomycota, Sordariomycetes, Ophiostomatales, Ophiostomataceae. The transcript is spliced from 3 exons. The record is from RefSeq and is a predicted model, not a curated record. The coding region runs from base 1 to 1557 and encodes 518 amino acids. Gene Ontology annotation, biological process: protein stabilization; protein folding. Gene Ontology annotation, molecular function: heat shock protein binding; protein kinase binding; protein-folding chaperone binding.
AUGCCGGUCGACUACAGCAAAUGGGACGCGCUGGAGCUCAGCGACGACUCGGACAUUGAGGUGCAUCCGAACGUAGACAAGCGGUCGUUUAUCCGGGCGAAGCAGAACCAGAUUCACAUGGAGCGGCAGCAGCGGCGGCACCAGAUUGAGACGCUGCGGUACGAGCGGCAGAUCAACGACGGGCUAGCGCGGCGGAUCGCGGGACUGCUGGCGGUGCUGCGAUCGCACGCGGACGAGGCGCGAGCGAGCAGCGAUGUGAACGCAGCAGGAGCGGUGGCGUUCCGGGCCGUGAUGGAGAACGCGUCGCAGAUGAAAGCAGGCGAAGACCGGCCGCCGAAGCCGCCGGCGGGGGUGCACGCGGCUGUCGAGCAGCCGGAGACGUACACGAAGAUGAUGGCGGCGCUGCUGGACCAGGUCAACAAAGCGCUGGCAGAGCGGCAGCUGGAGGGCGCAGCACGCUACGACGCCAUGGUGGCCGAGAUCGAGGGCCACGGGGACAAGGUGGCCGACCUGCAGCGACAGCUGGAGCAGAAGCUGGCCGAGCUGGAGCGCGAGCAAGCGCGCAAGAUCACCAGCGACAGCAUCCACACGGGCUUCAACAGCUCGCACGUGACCAAGGCGACAGCAGAGCCAGGGGACAGCGGGGGGAAGACGGAGCUGCUGAAUCCAGGGUAUGGUCUGGGCGGCAGCACGGCGACGAAGGCAGCCGAGAACACGAUGACAACAACAACAGCAGCAGCAGCAGCAGCAGGCAUCGACGACGACGACGACGAGGUUCCGUCGACGUCGGAAGCAGCACGGCAAUUUGCCAACAUUCGGCCGGGCAGCCACGCCGAGAGCCAGGCAUUUAUCCGGACGCAUCCGGAGCUGGUGGCAUCGGACCGGGAGCUGGAAGGCAUCCUGGUGAUGGCGUUUGACGCCGAGUUUGCGGGUGACAGCGAGGCAGCGCGACGGUUUGUGCACCAGGCGACGCUGCUGGAGUUUUGUCGAGCGCUCGGCCGUGACGGCGUGCUGCUCUUCUUCAGGCGCAUGGCGACGGCCGGCCACCAGGCCCAGGACGUCUUCCGCCGCGACGUGCAGGAAAAGUACGGCCGGAUCCACGAGCGGGUGCGCGAGAUCAACGCGCAGAAGGCGGCCAGCGCGGCCAGCGGCGUCGACGGCGUCGAGCAGAUCCAGCGGCAUGCCGUCGAGCCCGGUACCGUCAUCAACAUCCACAUCCCGCCGACCGGCAGCGAAUCCGACGUCAGCAGCGAGACCUUUGCCGCACGGCGCAUCUUUGACGGCUUCCGGCCCGAGAUGAAAAAGGCCCUCGAGUCCGGCAGCCUUGACCGGGUCAAUGAGGUGUUGGGCCGGAUGACCGUGACGGAUGCGGAGGCGCUGGUCGGCCAGUUUUCCGAGGCCGGCAUCCUCAGCAUGGAGGACGAGAUUAUCGACGCGACCACCGAGGAGGGCCGACAACAGCUCAAGGAGAUGGGCCGGGAGGACGAGGACGAGGUCGAGGACGAGACGCCGGCCAAGACCGAGACCAAAGAGGAGGAAUACCCAGACCCGGAGUAA